This is a messenger RNA of Symbiodinium sp. CCMP2456, 432 nucleotides long. The record is from the annotation of a GenBank genome assembly. NCBI's taxonomy places the organism in Eukaryota, Dinophyceae, Suessiales, Symbiodiniaceae.
GUGGAUGUUCCUAUCACGAAGCAGAGGCAUGUCCCAGUCAUCCAGAAGGUGCCGAAGACCGUGGAGGUCCCUGUGCUUGAGUACGUGGAUCACCACGUCCACGUCCCUGUUACGCGGCACGAACAUGUGCCCGUUUUUCAGAACAUCCAGAAACACGUGGAGGUCCCAACGCUGCAGUACGAGGAUGAGGUGGUGCCGGUGCCAGUGCAAAAGCAGGUGCAUGUGCCUAUCAUUCAGAAAGUGCCGAAGAUGGUCGAGGUGCCGCAGGUAGAGUUCGUGGAUCACCACGUGCACAUUCCUGUGCAGCGCCAUCGGCAUGUGACAGUGGAGAAUCGUAGCCAGAGGACAGUUGAGGUACCUCAGAUCGAGUGGAUCGACAAGGUCGUGCCCGUGCCCGUGCAAAAGCAUGUCCACGUGCCAAAGACCGUUACU